GGCGGAACCAGAAGUUUCGUUCCCCCGCACUUCCGCCCUCUGGCCCGGGCUUAAGCUGCGUGGGGAAGACUUGGCGAUGCCGACCGGAGACUUUGAUUCGAAGCCCAGCUGGGCCGACCAGGUGGAAGAGGAGGGAGAGGACGACAAAUGUGUCACCAGCGAGCUCCUUAAGGGCAUCCCUCUGGCCACUGGCGAUACCAGCCCAGAACCUGAGCUACUUCCAGGAGCCACAUUCCCACCUGGGUCUCCAUUACCCAGGGCAGUCUCCCUCAACUUUUCCCCUCUCCCAGCUCCACUGCCACCUCCUAAGGAGGUUAUCAAUGGAAACAUAAAGACAGUGACUGAGUACAAGAUAGAUGAAGACGGCAAGAAAUUCAAGAUUGUCCGCACCUUCAGAAUUGAGACCCGAAAGGCCUCUAAGGCUGUUGCAAGGAGGAAGAACUGGAAGAAAUUCGGGAACUCAGAGUUUGACCCACCAGGCCCCAAUGUGGCCACCACCACAGUCAGUGAUGAUGUCUCCAUGACAUUCAUCACCAGCAAAGAGGACCUGAACUGCCAGGAGGAGGAGGAUCCGAUGAACAAGCUCAAGGGCCAGAAGAUAGUGUCCUGUCGCAUCUGCAAGGGUGACCACUGGACCACCCGCUGCCCGUACAAGGACACGCUUGGGCCCAUGCAGAAGGAGUUGGCAGAGCAGCUAGGCCUGUCCACGGGCGAGAAGGAGAAGCUGCCGGGAGAACUGGAGCCCGUGCAGGCCGCACAGAACAAGACUGGGAAGUACGUGCCACCGAGCUUGCGGGAUGGGGCCAGUCGCCGUGGGGAGUCCAUGCAGCCCAACCGCAGAGCUGAUGACAACGCCACCAUUCGUGUCACCAACCUAUCCGAGGACACGCGUGAGACAGACCUGCAGGAGCUUUUUAGGCCCUUUGGCUCCAUCUCUCGCAUCUACCUGGCUAAGGACAAGACCACUGGCCAGUCCAAGGGCUUUGCCUUCAUAAGCUUCCACCGCCGGGAGGACGCCGCACGUGCCAUCGCCGGGGUGUCUGGCUUCGGCUACGACCACCUCAUCCUCAAUGUGGAAUGGGCCAAGCCAUCAACCAACUGAGCCACCUGUCACCACUGCCACUGCUGUCCAGCCUAGACCUCUGUGACGGAAAGGAGCCUCCAAGAGCAGGGGACUCCAAGGGCAUUAAAAGGCUCAAAGCA
Messenger RNA from Ictidomys tridecemlineatus (thirteen-lined ground squirrel), 1203 nucleotides. It is a transcript of the gene Eif3g, whose product is annotated as eukaryotic translation initiation factor 3 subunit G. The record is from RefSeq and is a predicted model, not a curated record. Gene Ontology annotation, molecular function: RNA binding; translation initiation factor activity. Lineage: Eukaryota; Metazoa; Chordata; Mammalia; Rodentia; Sciuridae. Gene Ontology annotation, cellular component: cytoplasm; eukaryotic translation initiation factor 3 complex.